AGAAGGCGGGGCGUGCUACGAGCGCGAGGGAAACGCGCCCCAACGGCUUUUCUCCGUCGAAAGCUCAGCCGCGAAGCUGGCCGCUCCCGGACUACGGUAGCCUCCCGCCAAGAGGCCCUUCGCGUCUAAAGACCCCUGAGAGUCCUCCUCGCGGUCCUCGACGCACGUGGUCCGUCCGACGCCACCCUGGCCGAGAUGGCCAACUCGUUCAAGCGAUUCCUCACCAUCUUCGGCUACAAGCUGGACCGCAAGUGGGGCAACUUCAAGGCGCGCGUCAAGGAGAAGACCGACAAAGGCAGCGCCCCGGCCUGGAACAGCGUUCGCUCCCCCAUCGACAACCUGCGCCGCAAGAAAAAGAACGGCUUCGGCAAGCUGGAUGACCGCAACGUCGUGCCCCAGGAGUUGCCGGCCUUCGGGGCCUACUGCCACUACUGACAGGUAGUGGUAGGUCCACAGCCUUCCCUUUUCGAAGCUUCAAGCCCUUCAACUCGAGGUGUCCUCUUUUGCUCAUCGAAAACCACGCUACUGACUUGUUCCUGGAAACCUCUACCUGUCCUUUCAUUGUGAAUUAAACUCGCCUUCCUUCAAGAACCGCCCUUCUAUCAAGGACUUUGGACGGUACUCCCGUUAUACCGAAGACCACCAAGCCCCUGAAUCCAGCCCAUUGUUCACUUGUCACGCCCUAACACUGCGUCCGCAUCUGUGGGGAUCGUCUUACUUGGAUUCCGCGCAAUUCUCUGCCUCUGGUGUCAGAAGCCGCCGACAGCAGCCGUCGUUUCCUGCAAGUGCGCUCUUGUCUCUGUAACCGACUUCUGUAACCUCCGCCACGUUCGUCAUGCUUCCAACUCCUCCAGCGUCUUGUGCUACCUCCAGUUUCCAUGUGCCACCUCUCUUCACUCCACUGUGGACCGAUUCUUUUCUAGUACUCUGUAAAAUAAGCGUACGGAUCCCAUGUGACUUCAGACAGACUUCCCUGUUGGCAUGUUCGUCCUGCCCUGCUUACCAUUUCAGGAACAUCUCGGCCCUAACAAACAAUGGUGUCGCUUGAUUGUGCUUGCUCGAGCACUUUUGUUAUCUCUUUAGCUAGCGGAUUCAACUGGGCUAGAGGAAGCAAUACCGUCGUAGGCACUGGUGCCCCGUCAUUUGCGAUUUUCUUCUGCAGCAAAGGAGGCCCAUACAUACAACUAGGCACGUAAAAGAUAUGGAAGGCUGUGCGUCCCUGCGCAUUCGAAAGUAUUACACGGCAAAUAAAACG
Molecule: messenger RNA, 1255 nt
Organism: Dermacentor silvarum
Lineage: Eukaryota; Metazoa; Arthropoda; Arachnida; Ixodida; Ixodidae
Exons: 1
Coding region: 196-435 (79 amino acids)
Source: RefSeq, a predicted model, not a curated record